Molecule: messenger RNA, 2258 nt
Organism: Thrips palmi
Lineage: Eukaryota; Metazoa; Arthropoda; Insecta; Thysanoptera; Thripidae
Product: UDP-glucuronosyltransferase 2B15-like
Exons: 7
Coding region: 244-1839 (531 amino acids)
Molecular function (GO): UDP-glycosyltransferase activity
Source: RefSeq, a predicted model, not a curated record
UAGAGCGCCUCGCCGCGUCGCGAAGCUCCGAUCUACUAGUCAGUCGGUCCCAGUCCGUCAGUCGGUGGCGAGCGCGGUCCGGUCCAGCCGCGCACGGUCAUACUCCACGCGCAGGGCGGCAGGGCCGUAGGCAGCGCACGGGGUAGCGGCAGCGACGACGCGGCGCGGAGUCUCGACACGGCACUGGAAGAAAGGCGGGAAAGGGACUAACCAGAGCAGACUUCCGGCAGGCACUCCAUCGGCAUGGCUGGCGCGCGAGGCGCGACGCUGGCGCUCGGCCUCCUGGUGGUGCUGGCGGCAUGCCGCGGCCCCGCGCCCGCCGACGCGCUGCGGGUGCUGGGGCUGUUCCCGCUGCCCGCCCACAGCCACUUCUUGAUGUUCAAGGCGCUGGCGGAGGGGCUGGUGGAGAGCGGCCACGAGGUGGUGCUGUUCAGCCCGUUCCCCAACAAGAAGGCCGUGGCCAACUGGACCGACAUCGACACGUCGGGCGGCCGGCCCUCCCUCAUCAGCACCUUCACGUUCGACAUGGUGUCCACGUCGGCGUGGAGCCUGCCCGGCAUGGAGAUGUACAAGGCCCUGAUGAUCAUCAAGGAGCGCGCCGGCAACAGCCUCUGCCGGCAGGUGUUCUCGAUGCCGGCCUUCGACAAGCUGAUGCGCGGCGGCUACGGCCGCUUCGACGUGGUGCUCACCGAGGUGUUCGCGUCGGACUGCUGGGCCGCCGUGCCGCACAAGCUGGGCCUGCCCGUGGUCACCGUGUCCUCGGCGCCCGACGUGUCCUGGAUGCACGAGCGCAUCGGCUCCGUCGACAACCCGGCCUACAUCAACAACGUCUUCACCGACCUGAGCGGGCCCAUGACGCUGUGGCAGCGCUUCUGCAACACGGCCAGUACGCUGUGGAUCAACUACCUGUUCAAGGCCCACCUGCAGGACGCGAGCGACGAGGUGGUGCGCGAGUUCUUCGGGCCGGGCGUGCCGCCGCUCCACCAGCUCGUCAAGAACACCAGCCUCAUCCUGCUCAACCGGCACGUGAGCAUCCACGCCGCCAGGCCCGUGGUGCCCAACCUGGUGCACGUCGGCGGCCUGCACAUCAAGGCGCCCCCCGGCAAGCUGGACUCCUCGCUGCGCGCGUGGAUGGACGAGGCGCAGCACGGCGUCGUCUUCUUCUCGCUGGGCUCCCUCAUCCGCGCCGCCACCAUGCCGGCCGCCAUGCGCGACGCGCUGCUCGCCGCCUUCGCCAAGCUGCCGCAGCGCGUGCUCUGGAAGUGGGAGGACGACGGGCUGCAGGUCCCCGCCAACGUGCGCGUCGCCAAGUGGCUGCCCCAGAUGGACAUCCUCACCCACCCUAAGACUGUGCUGUUCAUCACCCACGGUGGCCUCAUGGGCACCCUAGAGUCGCUACACUCCAGCGUGCCCAUGCUGGGCAUUCCGCUGUUCGCCGACCAGAUGUCCAACAUCGAGCUCUACAUGUCGCUGGGCAUCGCGGAGAAGAUGGACUCCGCCCUCAUGACGGCGGACUACGUGCACGCCAAGAUCCACGGCAUGGUGUCCAACCCGCGGUACCUGCAGCGCGCCAAGGAGGUGGCGCGGCUGUUCCGCGACCGCCCCCGCGCCGCCAUGGCGGAGGCAGUGUGGUGGAUCGAGUACGUGGUGCGGAACCGCGGCGCCAAGCACCUGCGCCCCCUCGGCGCGGACAUGCCCCUGUACCAGUACCUGCUGCUGGACGUCGUCGCCCUGGCCCUGGCCAUGGUCGCCGCCGCCGUCCUGGCGGUCGUCUGGGCCGCGCGGCGCCUGCUCGGCGGCGCCAAGGCGGACAAGGCCCCCAAGCAUAAGCGGUCGUAAGGCCCCGCGUGGGACGAGACAGAGUGUUGCGCCAACUGUGAUACUGUUGAGGUUCGAGUCAAAGGCCGCACGCGCAGUGCAGUGUGCUGGUUCGGACAGCCGACGGCGUCGCCGACGGUCCGUCGCGUCGGUCUGCGUGCCACGUCCGUUUCUGUCCUCGGAUCUGCUGAUGCCCGAAGUAGCAGCUUCACGACGGACAGGGCAAGCCGGGGCAAGCGUCGCCCACCUACUCUGUAAAAGAUUCAAGUUACGUCCGCACUAACUGUUCAUCCUUUUACCGCGUACCAUCACACUGCUUGCGUCCGAAAGCCACGUUUCAAAAUGCUGUGAUAUCGUAUCGUGUUCUGGCAGGCCCCAAGCGGCCGAGUCAUGCCGAUUAUGUAACUGGAAAGAGGAAUAAACGGAGGUUAACCACCGGC